Mesorhabditis belari is the source of this 600-nucleotide messenger RNA. The record is from the annotation of a GenBank genome assembly. NCBI's taxonomy places the organism in Eukaryota, Metazoa, Nematoda, Chromadorea, Rhabditida, Rhabditidae.
AUGAGAUUCUCUCUGCUCAUUAUCUUUUCAAUGACUACUCUUGUUUUUUGUGGAGACAAAGUUGAGGAGAUAAACGACAAUUCCAAUUGGCCACCGAAACUUGAUAGAAAUGCUCCCUGUCCUCAUCCAAAUAUGGAACGUCGUGAUGGUGGAAGUGCAAGUUGUGAUGAGAAUUGUGAAGAUGUGAUCGCUGAACGAGAAGGAAAAGAAAAACCAAUUCGACCUUGUAUUUUGAUCUACAUCUACAAUGAAUGUCACUGCAAGCCGGGAUUCGCGCGAAAAGCCGUUGAUAACGCUGAAUCUCCAUGUCCUCUUGCAAAUCAACAUCGACGUGAUGGUGGAUUGGAUGUUUGUGAGACAAAUUGUGAAGAUAUUCGAUUAGAAAGAAUUGGAAAAGAGGACAUUAGGCCUUGUCCCCUCGUCGGAGUCAUAAAUGGAUGUUUCUGUAAAGAUGGAUAUGUGAUGAAAUCUCUUCAGGAUAACACUUGUGUACUUAAAGAACAAUUUCAAUGUCCCUUUCCAAAUCAAGGUGAUGGAGAGCAAUGUGUGACACAAAUUGUGAUGAUUCUCGAUGGAAAAAAAGAGGGAAAAGAGCCAAAG